This is a messenger RNA of Brugia malayi, 567 nucleotides long. RefSeq names its product 50S ribosomal protein L20, putative (gene Bma-mrpl-20). Gene Ontology annotation, biological process: ribosomal large subunit assembly; translation. Gene Ontology annotation, molecular function: rRNA binding; structural constituent of ribosome. The record is from RefSeq and is a predicted model, not a curated record. The coding region runs from base 1 to 567 and encodes 188 amino acids. The transcript has 4 exons. Gene Ontology annotation, cellular component: ribosome. Lineage: Eukaryota; Metazoa; Nematoda; Chromadorea; Rhabditida; Onchocercidae.
AUGAGGUCAAGUGGGGUCAACUUUCUGCGUCGUGUCAUCAAUAGUCCAUAUCAUCCGUUCUACGUCAAAGUCAAACCAGAUGUAUGGCAGAAACGUGAACAACUUAGAAGAUUUGUUGCCUGGCAGUACGGUUUCCAACGGACUACCGUACGAAGAGGCUUACGAAAAUUGAAUAAACUGUAUACAUAUUUGAAUAUGCAACGUGAAGAUGCACCGAAAUUGGAGAAAUUUUAUGCGGAAGAACGAAUAAAGGCAGCUCUCGCCGAGUACCAUUUCGACUAUGCACCUUUCCGAAAUAUGCUUGCAAAAGCGCAUGUCCUGUUAGACAACGUUGUCAUUUCGCAGCUUGCAGUCUACGAACCUGAGUCUUUCAAGAGUUUGGUUAUGUUGACAAAGCAAAUGGCAGUCGAGGAUGGACGUCCGGUAGUCACAGAUGAAGAGCAAAUGAACGUGCAUACUGACCAAUCAUUAUUUGGUACUCCAUUCGAACACUCCAAAGUGUUUCCUCGGGGAGCUGCAGAGAAUCACCAAAAACCUCCGAGACCACUCAAAAUUACGGAAUAUUAA